Linum trigynum is the source of this 1905-nucleotide messenger RNA. The record is from the annotation of a GenBank genome assembly. NCBI's taxonomy places the organism in Eukaryota, Viridiplantae, Streptophyta, Magnoliopsida, Malpighiales, Linaceae.
CCUUCAUUUCAAUUUGGCUUCUUCUUUCUUCCCCUUCAGCUCGGUGGCCCUUUUUUUUUUCUUCUUCCAUCCCUUGCUAUAAUAAGAGCAAACCCGAAUUUCCGAUAAUCACUCGUUCGUUUACUUCCACAAAAAUGGCGACUCAAACUCUCACCGGACUGCUGAAGCACGUCGCCAACGAAUUCCCCGACCGCCGCGCCCUCUCCGUUUCCGGCAAACUCGACCUCACCCACGCUCGCCUCGAUGAACUCGUAGAACGCGCCGCCGCUCGCCUCACCUCCGCCGGCAUCAAGCCCGGUGACGUUGUCGCGCUCACUUUCCCCAACACCGUCGAGUUCGUUGUGAUGUUUCUAGCCGUGAUUCGCGCCAGAGCAACAGCGGCGCCUCUCAACGCCGCCUACACGGCGGAGGAAUUCGAGUUCUACCUAUCCGACUCGGAAUCCAAGCUAUUGCUCACUUCUCGCGACGGGAACACGGCAGCCGAAUCCGCCGCUUCGAAGCUCCAAAUUCGCCAUGCCACCGCCGAUCUCUCCGUACAAGAUUCCGAGCUCGCUCUCUCUCUUCCUCCGUCCGAGUCGGGAGCUAACUCGCUGGACCAGGUAGUGAACCAGCCCUCCGACGGGGCGCUCUUCCUUCACACCUCAGGAACCACCAGCCGCCCCAAGGGCGUCCCAUUGACUCAGCUCAAUUUAGCCUCUUCAGUUCAGAACAUCAAAUCAGUCUACAAACUCACCGAAUCCGACUCGACGGUGAUUGUCCUGCCAUUGUUCCAUGUCCACGGCUUGUUAGCUGGGCUACUGAGCUCAUUAGCAGCCGGAGCUGCCGUCACUCUUCCAGCUGCAGGAAGAUUCUCGGCUUCAACAUUCUGGCAAGACAUGCUCAAGUACAAUGCCACUUGGUACACAGCAGUUCCCACCAUCCACCAGAUCAUCCUCGACCGUCAUGUUAGUACCCCGGAACAGGUUUACCCCAAGCUUCGUUUCAUUCGGAGCUGCAGCGCCUCCCUCGCCCCGGCGAUCAUGGCUCGGCUCGAGGAGGCGUUUGGGGCGCCGGUUCUGGAGGCGUAUGCAAUGACCGAGGCAACACAUUUGAUGUCGUCCAACCCUUUGCCGGAAGAUGGGCCACACAAGCCCGGAUCGGUUGGGAAGCCAGUGGGACAAGAGAUGGCGAUCCUGAAUGAAAAUGGUGAAAUCCAAGGUCCCAACUCGAAUGGUGAGGUCUGUAUCAGGGGUCCUAAUGUGACCAAGGGGUACAAGAACAAUCCUAAUGCUAACAAGAGCGGAUUUCUUUUUGGGUGGUUCCAUACUGGAGAUCUUGGAUACUUCGAUUCCGAUGGGUAUUUGCAUCUUGUGGGGAGGAUUAAGGAGCUUGUCAACCGUGGAGGGGAGAAGAUAUCUCCAAUUGAAGUGGACUCGAUUCUUCUAUCUCAUCCAGACAUCGCUCAAGCUGUCUGUUUCGCGGUCCCUGAUGAAAAGUACGGCGAAGAGAUCAACUGUGCUAUCAUCCCAAGAGAAGGCUCGAAGAUCGACGAGGCAGAAGUGCAGAGCUUCUGCAAGAAAAACCUCGCUGCUUUCAAGGUCCCCAAGAAGGUGUUCAUCACCGACGACGUCCCCAAGACCGCCAGUGGCAAGAUCCAACGGAGAAUUGUCGCUGAACAUUUCCUUUCCUCCUAAAUCAGCCUCCAACUAUGGUGCGUACAGCUGCAUAGAAAAUGUAUGUUAUCUUUGUAACAUAAUGUGCACCCAAAUUUGGAAGAGUGGGUCUUUAUUUCUUGAUCUCAUUUCCAUCUCUUCCAUUGGCUCGUCCUUGUGUAAGUCAUCAGGUGACUAAGGGACAUGUCUAAGUCAAUCUCAGCCAUUAAGGUUCAUUAAAAUUUGAUGGUUGAAAUUAAUCUACUUUAAUGAG